This is a messenger RNA of Dibothriocephalus latus, 678 nucleotides long. NCBI's taxonomy places the organism in Eukaryota, Metazoa, Platyhelminthes, Cestoda, Diphyllobothriidea, Diphyllobothriidae. The record is from the annotation of a GenBank genome assembly.
AUGACUUGUGACAAAACGGUAGCGCAUGUCAAGCGCUUGAUAUUUUUGGUUUCUUUCCCUCCUUCUGCCUUGGCCCCCGUACAGACCUCGGACCCCACAGUAAAGGGCAAGCGGCUGGAGGUGUGGGAGCUGAGGCCGAAGUGGGAGCCCUACAACCCUCUCCUGGUCCAGCCCUUCAUUGAGAAAUCCCUGCUGGCAAGGGAGGCUACCUCCCAGCUAGGUGGCAACACCAGUGACAGCAACAUCAUUCCAGACGCGUACUACGAGGACUUCGGCGCUCAGCAGCCGGAGGUUGAGGCCAACGCGGAGACGGCACGACCACCCUACGGCGAUGCUGCCCAGGAGUUUGACAAACGUAGCAACCUCCUGGCUGUCACCGAAGUGCCCAGAGUGGCCGGACGAGUGGGUACCACCCUCUACAUCACUGGCCGCUUCCGUGAAUGGGUCGCCUAUCGCAACCGGCACCCCAUGUUGCCCCGGUUGAUCCGCACGAUUCUGAUCGUCUGUCUGGAGUGUGACCCAGAUGUGGAUCCCAUCGACACACGCAAGGUGAGCGGUAGUGGUCGUGGAAGAAACAUCCUGGGAGAUUUUGUACUCAAUUAUGCCCUGGGUGUUUGUACCUCACCUCUUAACACAUCAGUCUGUAAGGAGAAUAUUCUGCGUUGUAUGAGUAUUUAA